AUGGAAGAAUCAAAAGCAGCCAACUCUCCUAAGGUUCGUGUCCUUGAAUUCAAUGUUAAUGUAAUUCGUAUUCCUGUUUCUGGGUUUGUGAUUCUUGUAUUCUUGAAUUGGUUGCUUUUCUUAAUCUGGACGAAAUGUACAAUUCAAAAGCUUCACGCUUCUGUAUUUGAGGAGAUAAUCAUCCGCCUCCCCAUCCCUGAUAUCAAUCAAUGUAAACUUGUGUGCAAAGCCUGGUGCCAGAAGAUCAAAGAUGUAAACUUUGUGAGAAGGGUUAAAGCAGAGCAUGGAACAAAGACAAAAGUUUGUGUGCAUGCAAAUUACACAAAUCCUGCUGAUGUUCUGACGUUGAAGGUGGAUGAUGAGCAGACUAUCACCACCGAGACAUAUGUUGCUCCUCUGCUGUCGGUGGAUUCUCCUCGCAUCAUAGGUUCUGUCCUUGACAUUGUGCUGAUUUGUAGUGAGGGAAAGAACCAGGACUACCUUUACAUGCUCAAUCCAAUCAAUCAAACCUGCAGGAGGAUUGCAGAUGAGUGUCCACAGGCCUCUGGACAGCUGUAUGGCUUUGGAUAUAACAAAGUAGAGGGUGAUUACCUUAUUGUGAAAGUGGUUCAACAGGUAGCUGAUGAUGAAUUUGAACAGCAUACUUGUGCUUUCAUUUUCUCUCUCCAAAGAGAGACAUGGAGAAGGAAGAGACUCAGGAAUUUCAAGCUUGGUCUGUCACAAUAUGUGGGCAGUUAUGGAGAAAGGUUGUAUUUCUGUGAUUUCUUGUGUGAAAAUCUGGUAACAUUCGACUUGAGCAUGGAGGAUAUCAAGCUGAUUCCUCUGCCACCGGAAUUGGAAGGACAAGUUCUUACAUUUGGAGUUGCGAGGGAGAGGCUUGGACUUGUGGAAGCGAUAGAAUUGCUGCUUAUCUGCUGCCGUAAUCCAGGGGAUGGUACCUCAAGUCUGUGGAGGCUUAAGAAGAAAAACAGUGUGGAUUUAUUUGAAAAUCUUGCUGUGUGGGAUGAUCUGAGAGUAUUGCGGUCACUCUCUUAUUUGAGUGGUGAUCCUAAUAGAAUUCUGCUUCUGGAAGAUAGAAGAGUUAUUCAGGAAGGAGAAUAUGGUGGGAUAUCUGCUGUUGGAUUGUGCACUACCUCAGUGUCUGCUGCUCUCAAAGAUAGAGUUGUAACAAUCCAGGCUGGUGGUAAAAGAAAGAGGGGAGAUCACACUGAGUAA
Fragaria vesca subsp. vesca is the source of this 1215-nucleotide messenger RNA. RefSeq lists its product as uncharacterized. The record is from RefSeq and is a predicted model, not a curated record. Gene Ontology annotation, molecular function: protein binding. The coding region runs from base 1 to 1215 and encodes 404 amino acids. Lineage: Eukaryota; Viridiplantae; Streptophyta; Magnoliopsida; Rosales; Rosaceae. The transcript has 3 exons.